Molecule: messenger RNA, 1908 nt
Organism: Hevea brasiliensis (rubber tree)
Lineage: Eukaryota; Viridiplantae; Streptophyta; Magnoliopsida; Malpighiales; Euphorbiaceae
Product: probable terpene synthase 6
Exons: 7
Coding region: 55-1704 (549 amino acids)
Biological process (GO): diterpenoid biosynthetic process
Molecular function (GO): terpene synthase activity; magnesium ion binding
Source: RefSeq, a predicted model, not a curated record
UUCGCUCCGUGCAGGCAUAUUCAUAAAUUAUAAGCCAGCUAACUUGCUAUUUUAAUGAUGGCCAUUGUAGCUAAUAAGGAGGAAGAAGUUUUCCGCCCAUUAGCAAACUUCCCCCCCACUCUCUGGGGGUAUAGUUUUGCUAAAUUUUCUUUUUUAGAUCCUGAAUUUGAAUCAUACACUAAAGGAGUGGAAGUACUCAAACAAGAGGUGAUACAUAUGUUAAUGCAAUCGACGGAAAAGUUAGCCGAUAAGAUUGAGUUUAUCAACUUAUUAUGUCGACUUGGUGUAUCAUAUCAUUUUGAAAAUGAAAUUGAAAAACAAUUAAAUGAUAUUUUCAUUGUCCUUCCUGAUCUUCUUUCUAAAAAUGAUUAUGACCUCUACACUUUGGCAAUUCUAUUUCAAGUUCUCAGACAAUAUGGAUACAAAAUGCCUUGUGAUGUAUUUAACAAAUUCAAGGACAGCGAUGGAGGAUUCAAGAAAACCAUCAGUAGUGAUGUGAAAGGCCUCCUUAGUUUAUACGAAGCUACCUUUCUGAGUGUUCAUGGAGAAGAUAUUUUAGAUGAAGCCCUUGCUUUUACAAGGCAACAUUUGGAAACCUUAGCUGCUCAAUCAAGCCCUCGUCUAGCAAAACGUAUAAGGAAUGCUCUUCUGCGACCAUUCCACCAAGGCAUAGAGAGACUAGAGGCUAGGCAAUACAUUUGCUUCUAUGAAGGAGAUGAGUCUCGAAAUGAAACUCUCCUCAAAUUUGCAAAGUUUGAUUACAAUAGACUGCAAUUCUUUUACAAACAAGAGCUAGCCUUGCUCUCAAGCUGGUGGAAAGACAUAAAUCUUGCGGAAAAACUUCCUUAUAUAAGAGACAGAAUUGUGGAAGUGUAUCUGUGGGCAGUUGCAGCCCAUUUUGAGCCUGAAUAUACUCUUGCUCGACUGAUGAUCACCAAGUAUACGAAAAUGUUAUCGGUGGUAGAUGAUACAUAUGAUGCUUAUGGUACCAUUGAUGAACUCCGACGCUUUACGGAUGCAUUUCAGAGAUGCAAUGCUGAUGCUAUUGAUGAGGUGCCAGAAUAUAUGAAAGUUAUUUACAAGGGUCUCUUGAAUCUUUUUGACGAAACAGAAAGUGCUGGCAAUGAAGAAAUGUCCUCUAGAACCUCUUAUGCCAAAGAGAAAUUCAAAGAAAUUGCAAGAGGAUACUUUGUUGAGGCAAAGUGGUUUAAUGAAGGGUAUGUGCCAUCAAUGGAAGAGUACAUAGAGAAUGGAUUAAUCACAAGCACUUACAGUGUAAUUCCAGCAGCAUCCUUCAUUGGAAUGGAAAAUGUUAUGGGAACCAAGGAAUAUGAGUGGGUCGAAAAUAAUCCAAAAACUGUUAUAGCUUGCAAGUUAAUUUGCCGUUUGAUGGAUGACAUAACCACCCGUGAGGAUGAGCGAAAGAGAGGACAUUGUGCAUCAAGUGUGGAGUGCUACAUGAAAGAACAUGGUGUCUCAGAAAUGGAGGCAAUUGCAGAAAUUCAGAGAAUGUGUGCAAAUGCAUGGAAGGACAUGAACGCGGAAUGCAUGAAGCCAACUGCUGUCCCAAGGGUUCUUCUCAAAUAUUAUCUCAACCUUGCAAGAGUAAUAGAUUUUGUUUACAAGUACAUGGAUUCCUAUACAUAUUGCUCAAGUCUCAAAGAGGACGUCUACUCAUUGUUCCUUGGGCCACUGCCCAUGUAAGCACCUGCCACUUUUCAGCUGUUGGGUCCUUAGUGGGUGUAAUUAAAUAAGCUAAGAUUUGAUGGAAUUGUUGGGUCCUCAAGUCUCAAAGGGACGUCUGCUCAUUGUUCCUUUGAUUUGUUGAAUAAAUUAGGUAUCUUGUCAACGUUAAAAGUUAUUGGGUUUUUUUUAUAAAUUUUAUUGAAAUGGUCCGUUGAUAUUCUA